This is a messenger RNA of Suricata suricatta (meerkat), 3930 nucleotides long. RefSeq names its product kelch like family member 21 (gene KLHL21). The record is from RefSeq and is a predicted model, not a curated record. The annotation marks the transcript as partial. Lineage: Eukaryota; Metazoa; Chordata; Mammalia; Carnivora; Herpestidae. The transcript is spliced from 4 exons. Gene Ontology annotation, molecular function: protein binding.
UGCCCGCCCUGCCUGCGCCUGCUGCGCGAGGCGCGCGACUUCCAGGCGGCGCGCUACGACCGCCACGACCGCGGGCCCUGCCCCCGCAUGCGCCCGCGCCCCUCCACGGGCCUCGCCGAGAUCCUCGUGCUCGUGGGCGGCUGCGACCAGGACUGCGACGAGCUGGUCACCGUCGACUGCUACAACCCGCAGACGGGCCAGUGGCGCUACCUGGCCGAGUUCCCCGACCACCUGGGCGGGGGCUACAGCAUCGUGGCGCUGGGCAACGACAUCUACGUGACCGGUGGCUCUGACGGCUCCCGGCUCUAUGACUGCGUGUGGAGGUACAAUUCCAGCGUGAAUGAGUGGACGGAGGUGGCGCCCAUGCUGAAGGCCCGUGAGUACCACAGCUCCUCCGUGCUCGACGGGCUGCUGUACGUGGUGGCCGCGGACAGCACGGAGCGCUACGACCACACCACCGACUCCUGGGAGGCCCUGCAGCCCAUGACCUACCCCAUGGACAAUUGCUCCACCACCGCCUGCCGCGGCCGCCUCUACGCCAUUGGCUCGCUGGCCGGCAAGGAGACCAUGGUGAUGCAGUGCUACGACCCGGACAUGGACCUGUGGUCCCUGGUGGACUGUGGCCCGCUCCCGCCCUGGUCCUUUGCCCCCAAGACCGUGACUCUGAAUGGACUUAUGUACUUCAUCAGGGACGAUUCCGCGGAGGUGGACGUCUAUAAUCCCACCAAGGACGAGUGGGACAAGAUCCCGUCUAUGAAUCAGGUGCACGUGGGGGGCAGCCUGGCCGUCCUCGGAGGGAAGCUGUACGUCUCAGGUGGUUACGACAACACGUUUGAACUCUCCGACGUGGUGGAGGCCUACGACCCAGAGACUCGGGCGUGGAGCGUUGUGGGACGGCUCCCGGAGCCCACCUUCUGGCACGGCAGCGUCAGCAUCUUCCGCCAGUUCAUGCCCCAGAUGCCCUCUGGGGGGCGUGGCUUCGCGCUGGACAGUGGCAGCAGUGACCUGGACGUGGCCCGGCCGCGGCGGCCGCAGAACCCCGACGAGCUGCACUAGCCCCGGCCCGGCCCGGGCAGGGCCUCGGUGCAGGUAACACGGCGCGUCCGGGGGGCGCCGUGAGCCCCUCCCGCGCGCACAAGGGCGGGUUGGCUUCCCCAGCUGCCGUUGGGCUCUCGGGCUGCCGAGUGACCCCAGCAGAGUUUCUGUGCACUUAGAGCCGGACUCCCAGCUGCUGGGGCCAAAGCUGGCAGCCCCUCCCAUGGCCCACGACGAGCUGCCUCCCUGCCCGCAAUGGGCUCCAGCCGGUGACCCCUCCGCUGCCACUACCUGUGCCUACUUGCUUCCACGUCGGAGAAGAGGGCCACUUGUGGGGGACAAGUCCUCCCACAGGAGUCCAAGAGGGGUCCAGGGCCAAGGGGUCCAGGCCUGCCUUCCUUGGCCCACGGGCUCUGCUGGCCUGGAGCAGUGGGAGGCCGGCGGGCUAUGGCCGCAGUGGGGUCCCCCACUCCACGUCCAGCGCUGGACAUCCCAGGGACCAGCUCCCCAGAUGGAGGGGGUCUGCCUGCCUGGCUCCUCAGGCUUGCGGGGACAUCACACCAAAACUCGCCUCACAGGUGCCGGGCAGCGGGACUGGACGGGAGCGUGGCCUUGAAGGGGGCCCCGAGGGACUUGCUGAGCAAAGCCUGGUCUCCGGUGAACCUGCAUUGAGGCAAACGCUCGGUGCCCCCGUCCGCCUGCCCUGCCAGCUGGCGUUGCCGCCUGACCUGGAGGCCUCCAGGACUGUCCUCCCAGGUGGACGCAGAGAGGGUGAAAGCCUGCAGGUCUGGGCCCCUUCCUGGGAGGCCCUAGGAGUUAGUCAUCGAAGGCCAGCCGGGCCAGCGGCCGUGGGUGCCCUUGUCUCCCCUGGGAGCAAAAAAUCCUGCUGCUUCCAAAGGGAGCCCUGGGCGGGGUGGCCUCCGUGGUUGCCUGCAAGGUUUGAAAUGCAGUUUGGCCCUUCCUCAGAGGGGAGGGGGUGGGCAGGGAGGCAGCCAGGAGCAGAGUCUCUGAUGGUGCCAUCUCUGAACGUCUCCGCUGGGCAGGGGGAUCUCUGCAGGGCAGGGUGACAGCCCCACACCUCCCAAGCCUGGGGUGUCCCCGGGAGGGGUGGCAGGAGCAGCUCCCAGGAAAUCCCGCAGCUCAGGGCUCCCUGGUUCCUCUGGGGAGUGAGUGGUCUGGUCCCGUCAGGGUCUCCCAAGUAUCCGUUGGCUGAUUUGUCUGUCUUCCAAAGAGGAGGCGGCUUGCAUUUCCCUCAUUAGAGAGAGUUGUUGCCACCCGCAGCGAAUUGCCUGGGGGUGUGUUCUUAGCAGAGAAGUUCUAGCACUAGCGCUUCACAGACCCUUACUUUUUUUAGCCAGAUGGCAUGGGUGGUUCUGGGGAGGAAGUCUUGUGGCCUACAGAGCUGGGGGCUGGGGGCCCCCACUGUCCCCGCCAUAUGCUGUCGCUGUCUGGUCAGACCUGUUGCAGGAGCAGCUGCGGUCCACGGCCGCACUUCCCGUCCCCUCAGCUGUCACUCACCUCGCGCACACCCCCUGUGCCGGGCACUGCUGGACAGUCGGCCGCCUGGUGGCGAGCUGGGGGCUCCUCCGUGCCCCAGCCAGCCUUCGCCCCUCCUGGUGGGCGUGUCGCCGCUCUGUCAGGCCUUCCUGCCCCUGUCCCCCAGGUGAUGCUCUGACCUCCCUUCCUUGGGGCUGGUGACGCCUCCUCCUGGUGCCUUCCAGCAGGCUCACCCCACAGAGGUUUGCCGUGCUCUUUGGUCUCUGAAGUUAAGAGGGGGUCCUGCCACAGUAGCUGGUCCCGUCAGUGGUGGGGGGAGGGCAGGGCUGGCCGGUCUGGGCUGAGCUGCACGGGACUAAUAUGCCCCAGGCACUGUGCUCCGUGCCCACAGCUGUGGCCUGCCCGCUUGGUGUCAGGACAGGCCGCUCAGAUAGACGUGGCGAUGCCCGCCGACAGGUCAUCUGCCCGGGAAUCCUCCCGGAGAAAGAACGCAGGCCUUGACCUCCUGGGGAAGGCUUUGGUGCCCUUCCUGAGGGCCGUCGCUGUGGGGGGGCCCUAUGGCAGCUCUCCCCACCUCCCUCCAGGGGGCUGUGCUCUGUCAAGGUCAAGGACUUCCCCUGGUGAGUGACUAUCAGGGAGAGGUCUCAUGUAACACUUGCCAGGACAGGGCUCUGGGAACACCUCGGUUUUCUUACAGAGCCAGCCUCUGCAGACCAUACAGCAGGCAUGGGCCUUCCCUGCAGACGCUCCCCCGUGGCAGGGGGCCCGGGUCCUGGGUUCCUGCUCUUGGGGCUUCACUGUGACCAGCUGCCACACGACUGGCGGCUGUCAGAUGGCCAGUUUGGUGUGCACCCGUCAGGUUCCCUCCACCGGACCCCAUCCUCGGUCUGGAGCGCCAGGGCUGGGCAGCAGCAGCAGGCUCCUGCAGCCCCCAGCUGGGGGUGUCCACAGUCAGGGGCGGCCCUUCUGGCAGCGCCUGCUCCCCUGCCCAGCCCUCCCCGCUUCCCCCAGAGGGGGCUCUCAGCUGGGGAGCCCCCCCCCGCCCCACUUAGGGAUUGUCUAUACACUGACCAGGGUCAGAGACAGGCCAGCUGGAGGUGGACUGUCGUGUUUGGAUGUGCGGAACUGUUUAGUCUACAAGACAAAUUAAGUUAUGAAAAUUUAGUGACUCAUAUUUAAUGCUGAUUUGCUAUAAAGUAUUCUAUAUUUAUAUGACUUCAGAGACUCUUAUGUACUAAAGGACACACCCUUUUCAGUGUCCAGCUAUCUAGUCCCAACCCCAGAGGGUGGGGCAGACUUGCCUAUUUAUUUGUUCUGUAGGCGUAGGUGUCCAGAAUCCCAUUUAAGAUUUUAGGAUGCCUUCGAUGUAUACUUUUUGAAAUAAAACUAUUUCCUGUA